Molecule: messenger RNA, 2059 nt
Organism: Papilio machaon (common yellow swallowtail)
Lineage: Eukaryota; Metazoa; Arthropoda; Insecta; Lepidoptera; Papilionidae
Gene: CD98hc
Product: 4F2 cell-surface antigen heavy chain
Exons: 12
Coding region: 27-1958 (643 amino acids)
Biological process (GO): carbohydrate metabolic process; amino acid transport
Source: RefSeq, a predicted model, not a curated record
ACAGCCCUAGUUGUCACAUAUCAGUAAUGGAACAUGGCCGUGGUCGUGCUCCGAGCUCACACGACGCUAAUGCGCUCCAGUUGUACCACAUCUGUCAGUCCCUACACGAUCCUAUGCGGUCCGCCAACUCAGGCCGUCUCGGCUCUCUGGUGGUCUACGCCAGAAGGAAUAAUUAUAACAAAAAACCGGCACGACCACGCAACAGACCGAAGGAUAUAUGCGAAUCUACAGACUUCCGUAAGUCGAAGACGAGCCUGUCUAAGUCUAAGGAAAAGGUGUCCGCAGAGGAAGAGAAGCUGCUCAGCAAGGAAGAAGAGGCGAAGGUCGUCACUCGCGUGGACAUGGCCGAUGCCCGGUAUGUGGUCGAGGACCACAAGAACGGAGAUGCCAACAUCGAGCUCGACGCUAAUAAGAGGCAAUUCACGGGCCUAACAAAGGAGGAGCUGAUGAAAUACGCAGAGGACCCGUUCUGGGUGCGCUUGCGGUGGUUCAUGUUCAUCUUGUUCUGGUCGCUGUGGCUGUGCAUGCUGGCGGCCGCCAUCGCCAUCAUCGUGCGCGCGCCCAAGUGCGCCCCGCCACCGCCUAAGACAUGGUAUGAAAAAGGACCACUAGUGGACAUGUCCUCUGUGGAGAGUUUUGAGGAGCUGGAAACGGAACUGCCACUGCUGAAGAGCAAUCAGGUGCAGGGUAUCUUCACUUACGUCUGCAAGGACACCUACGAAGUGCUGGAGGAACCCACCUGCCUUCAGAAGUUCAAAGAUUUUGUUACCAAAGCGAAGGAUUACGGCAUCAAGGUGAUUGUGGAUCUGACGGCCAACUCAGUUGGUACGAACCACUCGUGGUUUGUACUCAGUGAGAACCGCACCGCCGGAUACGAGCAGUACUUCCUGUGGGCGGACGGCGCAGGCUUCGGGGAGGAUCACAAGCCCAACCCUCCCAACAACUGGAUAUCAACACAGGAUGAACCUGCGUGGUCAUACAGCGAGAGACGCAAGCAGUUCUACUUGCAUCAGCUGGCGACGGACCAGGCCGACCUCAACUUCACCAACCCAGAGGUGGUACGUCGCUUUGACGAAGUCCUCAAGCUGUGGAUGGAGGCUGGAGCUCACGGUAUCAGGUUGGUGAAUGCCCGCUACCUAUUGGUGAACUCAUCUCUGUCGGAGGAGCAGCCGGAGCGCGGGGCGAUGUCUCUGGGUGCGACACACUCACAGCACGCCUACUGGCAACAUCGCCACUCCCGCGACCUGCCCACACUCCUCCCCUUGCUGCAGCACUGGGCCCACCUUGUGGACCACGCCCAGCCCAACACAGGACUAGGUGAGACAGUGUUCACAUUGUGGGAGUCUGUCCGGCCCGAGCUGUUCCUGGUGCGUGCCAACGUGUCCGGUGUACUGAGGCCCGCCAGCGCUGCGCCGCUGAACACCGCGCGUCCCGCAGACCUCGCAGCAGCACUCAGCAUACGUCUGCCACACUGGCCCGCCAUACAGUUGGAGGAAGAUGAGGAGAGUGAGGUGUGGAUGAUGUCUGCACUGCUGCCAGCCGCGCCAGUGCUCGCCCGCACUCAGCUGCUCGCCAACAAUGAUACUGAUAUGGUGUCGUGGGAGCGCGUGUGGGCGCUGCGCAGUGACGCGAGUGUGGAGCACGGCCGCUACAGCGUGUCCGCCGUGCCCGACCAGGACGGGCAAAAUACAUUCAUUGCAUGCGCCAGAUGGAAGGCUGGUCAUACUGGGUACGUGGCACUUUACAACGCGGGGGAGACUGCGCGAGCCAACCUCACUGCGCCCGCACCCGCCCUCUCAGCUCUGCCCGCCCGCCUCGCCGUGCACCACGUCUCGCAUACUUCCGCACUGCUCACAAAUUAUACAGUGAACAUGGAAGUGGAGGCGAGCUCUGUGCUGGUGCCGGCCAAGUCCGCGCUGCUGCUCUCCUUUGUGCCCAACGCAGCCGUCGAGGAGUAACCCCCCGCACCCACCGCCACCCCCUGUAGCGACCGCCGCACCCCCCGCGACCGCAGCGCCCCCUGUCGUUAGCGAAAUGUUCGCUUGCCGCCGCCAAAUAA